GCAGGAUCCAACCCCCCUCUGGAGACGAAUCGUAUAAAAAAAGGGACCUUCGAAUGGGACCGAGAAGUUCAACUUCGAACGCGCUGGGAGAGACCGAGGAAUUUUCGAUAUCGUUUCCGAGUCGUCACUUCAUUUUGAAAAAAAUCACUCCACUAUGGCCGAUCCGAAGAUGGUCUGUCUGGACGACUACGAGAGGGUGGCCCUCGGCAAGUUGUUACCUUCGGUCAGAGAUUACUACAAAAGUGGUGCCGGUGAGGAAUUCACCCUUAAAUUGAACGUCGACGCGUUCAGGAGGUACAGGAUCAAGCCUAGAGUGUUGGUGAACGUUUCGAACCGCGACACCAGCACCUUCGUACUCGGUGAGAAAAUUUCUAUGCCCGUCGGUGUGUCGCCGACCGCGAUGCAGAGGAUGGCGACUCCCGAGGGAGAGUGCGCCAAUGUCAGGGCCGCCGCCGACGCUGGAACGGUCUUCAUUCUCUCGACAUUGUCCACCACCAGCCUGGAGGACGUCGCCGCGGCGGCACCCGGGGGAAUAAAAUGGUUCCAGCUUUACGUUUACAAGAAUCGUGACAUCACGCGUGAUCUGGUGAGACGGGCCGAAGAAGCUGGUUUCAAAGCUCUGGUUCUCACCGUGGACACCCCCAUGUUCGGUGAAAGGAGAUCGGACCGACGAAACAAAUUCACUCUUCCCAAUCACCUGACACUCGCCAACUUCAGCGGGAUCGAGGCGACGAAGAUAAACAAGACCACUUCCGGCUCGGGUCUGGCCGAAUAUUGUUCGAGUCUAUUCGACGACACGCUUAGCUGGGAAGACGUCGAUUGGCUGAAAAGCAUCACCCGGCUGCCGAUCGUAUUGAAGGGAAUUCUGACGGCUGAGGACGCUAUUCUUGGGGUAGAACACGGAGCCAGCGGAAUUUUGGUAUCCAAUCACGGAGCCAGACAGAUCGAUUGCGCUCCCGCUUCGAUAGAGGCGCUGCCGGAAAUCGUCGAGGCGGUCGGGGCCAGGGCCGAGGUUUAUUUGGACGGCGGCGUUAGGCAAGGGAUCGACAUUUUCAAGGCGUUGGCUCUUGGCGCUAAAAUGGUAUUCGUGGGACGUCCGAUACUCUGGGGUCUAGCUUGCGACGGCGAACGAGGCGCCAGGGAUGUCCUAAGGAUGCUGAAAAACGAACUAGAUCAGACUUACGCGCUCGCAGGCUGCAAGACCACCGGCGACGUUAAACGGGGGAUGGUCGUCCACGAGUCGAGCUACAGCCGACUUUAGCCGAAUUUCCCGCCCAUUCGUUACCUACGUGUACAUAUACAACGUGUUUUUACUUUUUACAAAAUAAUAUAUAAAUAUAUAUAUAUAUAUAUAUA
Athalia rosae (coleseed sawfly) is the source of this 1356-nucleotide messenger RNA. It is a transcript of the gene Hao, whose product is annotated as glycolate oxidase 3. The transcript is spliced from 8 exons. The coding region runs from base 155 to 1261 and encodes 368 amino acids. The record is from RefSeq and is a predicted model, not a curated record. NCBI's taxonomy places the organism in Eukaryota, Metazoa, Arthropoda, Insecta, Hymenoptera, Athaliidae. Gene Ontology annotation, molecular function: FMN binding; oxidoreductase activity.